ACACAAAGCGGCGGGUGAGGGGAGGCUUCGCAGGCGUGCACUGAGCAGUGAGAUCACUGGCGUUAUAAAUAUCCCAGUGCCAGCGCCGAGAUCCGUUCGGGUGGCCUCUCUCCCCCGCCUCCCUCUCUCUUCCCCGAGGCUAUGUCCACCCGGGGCGGCGAGGGGGGCAGCGCCAGAGGCACGCAGCCGCGCGGGGGCUACGGAGCCCGGAGCCAGCCCUACAAGAUGCACUUCGGACCCCCGCGCCUGGAAGAAUGAGCUUGUCCUUCCUCCUCCUCCUCCUCCUCAGCCACCUGAUCCUCUGCGCCUGGGCUCCCGGGGAGAAGCGCCUCGCCUCCAAAGGGCAACCAGGACCGGCCGCCACGGGUAGGAACGCGGGAGGCGCCAGCAGCCGCCGGAGCAGCAGUAGCGCGACGUCUUCCUCCUCUUCCUCCGCCGCCUCCUCCCCCGCGGCUCCGCCGGGCGGCCCGGGAAGCGGCUCGGAGCAGAGCAGCUUUCAGUGGAGCCCCUCGGGGCGCCGGACCGGCAGCCUGUACUGCAGAGUGGGCAUCGGUUUCCAUCUGCAGAUCUACCCGGAUGGCAAAGUCAAUGGCUCCCACGAAGCCAAUAUGUUAAGUAUUUUGGAAAUAUUUGCUGUGUCUCAGGGGAUUGUAGGAAUACGAGGAGUUUUCAGCAACAAAUUUUUAGCGAUGUCAAAAAAAGGAAAACUCCAUGCAAGUGCCAGAUUUACAGACGACUGCAAGUUCAGGGAGCGAUUUCAAGAAAACAGCUAUAAUACCUACGCUUCGGCAAUACACAGGACUGAAAAAACCGGGCGCGAGUGGUACGUGGCCCUGAACAAGCGGGGGAAGGCCAAGCGGGGCUGCAGCCCCCGGGUGAAACCCCAGCACGUCUCUACCCACUUUCUGCCCAGAUUCAAGCAGUCGGAGCAGCCCGAACUUUCCUUCACAGUCACUGUUCCUGAAAAGAAAAAGCCACCCAGCGCCGCCGUCAAGCCAAAGGGUCCCCUUGCCGCCCCUCGGAGAAGCCCCAACACGGUCAAAUACAGACUCAAGUUCCGCUUUGGCUAAGAGUCACCUGGGCCUCGGGAGAGCCACGCCUUCCCCGCAGGAGCCUCCGGAGGGUCUUCCGUGCUCGGAGCCGAAGUCUGGGACACAGCUUCGGCUCCGGGACACUGGACUAAAGUCAGGUCGUUUGUCUCAGCUUGACUGGAACAAACAUGUUUUCGAUGGGAACCGGACUGGAAUCGUUUGUACCUACGUAGGGAGCACGCUGCUUCCGACGUGAAUGAAGCCUUUUGCUUUAGGCUCGGUGCACACCGACCGGAACUCGGUUUCCAGAAAGUUGAAUGGUGGGGGCUGUGUAUUUUUCUGACGUUUACGGAUCACUCGGGAAACAAAAACAAAAACAAAAAACCAUCCAUGAUACAUUUUUAUUUUUGGUUUCCAAAGGAUAUUUUGAUGCAGAUAAAAAUAUUUUAUUAACUUUCGUUUUUGUUUAAGUACCUCUGCAUUGAGCAUAUUUUCUUACUUUUAUUAUUUUUAAUUAAUAAGACAUAAAACCAUUUAAAUGCAGCUUAUGAAUUAUAAAUGUGUUUAUAGCCCAUUUGUAACAUGUGGAUUUCUUUUUCAUUUUUCUUACUCAUUGCACUUUUAAUUUUUAUUAUGUUUUUUUUUUAACCAUACCUCAGAUUAUAUAAGUUUAGUCCUACAUCUUAAAAUGUUUAAAUUCUCUGGAACAGC
This is a messenger RNA of Phacochoerus africanus (Common warthog), 1742 nucleotides long. It is a transcript of the gene FGF5, whose product is annotated as fibroblast growth factor 5. The record is from RefSeq and is a predicted model, not a curated record. Gene Ontology annotation, cellular component: cytoplasm. NCBI's taxonomy places the organism in Eukaryota, Metazoa, Chordata, Mammalia, Artiodactyla, Suidae. Gene Ontology annotation, molecular function: fibroblast growth factor receptor binding; growth factor activity. The coding region runs from base 255 to 1070 and encodes 271 amino acids. The transcript has 3 exons. Gene Ontology annotation, biological process: animal organ morphogenesis; fibroblast growth factor receptor signaling pathway; positive regulation of cell population proliferation.